This is a messenger RNA of Solanum tuberosum (potato), 1401 nucleotides long. Its product is annotated as protection of telomeres 1 protein. Gene Ontology annotation, molecular function: G-rich strand telomeric DNA binding; telomerase inhibitor activity. The record is from RefSeq and is marked provisional. Gene Ontology annotation, biological process: regulation of telomere maintenance via telomerase; telomere capping. Gene Ontology annotation, cellular component: chromosome, telomeric region; nuclear telomere cap complex. Lineage: Eukaryota; Viridiplantae; Streptophyta; Magnoliopsida; Solanales; Solanaceae.
AUGAAUAUCAGUAGUAGCCGGGAUGACUACAAGUUCCUUCAAAUAGUAGAUGCCAGGGCUGCACUUGGCCAGAAAGUUAAUCUCAUCGGCGUCGUUAUCGAAACUGGUCUUCCCAAGCAAUCCAAGGGCACGGAUUGCUUUUGCUCCAUUAGGAUCAUUGAUGAGUCCUACCCAAGCCCAGGGAUUGCAGUUAAUUUUUUUGCCGAAACUAUGGAUAAGCUUCCUGAAGUGCUGACUGUUGGUGAUAUAAUUCAGAUCUCUCAAGUUGUGAUGAAAACUCAUGGACCUGAUAUUUAUGCUUUGUUCAACAAGAAGUUCUCUUCAUUUGCAAUAUUUGACGGAAAGAAUGAUUCAAAUUUCCUCCCUUAUCAAUGUUCUUCUAAGUAUCAUGCUAGAGAGCAAGACAAGAAAUUUAUACUGGGUUUGAUGAAGUGGUUGGUUGAUCACAAGAUUGAUACAGGUUUGACUGAUUUACAUUCGUUGAAAGAGAUUAGAGAAGGAGAACGUUUCAACUUGAUCUGCAAGAUUGUUCACGUAUGUGAAGUUGAAAAAAACAAGUGGAUGCUUCUCGUAUGGGAUGGCAUGGAUACUCCACCGGUCACUAUCAAAACAAAGCUAGAAGAAGAAAUGGAAAACCCACUUCCAUUGCAGCCUGUGGACUUCAUUUUGCAAAGAGAUGUUCUCUGUACCUUGCCACCUCUUGGAACUGUCUUGAGGGUAAUCGUUGAUCGUUGCAACGAGAAACUUGGCAUUAACUUCCUCAAGAGCAAUCGGUGGGUGAAACUAAUUAACAUUAGAUGUGAACUUCAUGCAGCAUUGUGGCAUGCUGUCCUAAUGCCCUUUACUAGGGUUUGCUACUUAUCUGACGAAGAUGACAUCGUUUUACAGCGCAUGAGCCAGUACGAUGAGCGUCGUAAAUCCAAAUGGGGAUGGAUGCCUUUGUCAAGCUUUCCUUGGUCAUCUGACAUAGCAGAGACCGACUACCCUAAUGUACCUUUUGUCUCCUUGAUGAGAGCUCUGGCGAAUCCAAAGGUCAUAGGUAAAUUCCACUGUGUAGUUCGAGUGGUAGCGGCAUUUCCUUGGCUAGCUGAAGAUUUCCGUUCCCCUUCUGGGGUUUAUAGGAUCAGGUUGACCCUAGAGGAUCCAACUGCAAGAAUCCAUGCAUAUCUGUAUAAAGAGGAUGCGGAACAGUUUUUUGACGGCUACCCCUCUGUUUAUACAUUAACAAAAAAGAGGAAUUUGUUGCUUGGAACUUCUGAAGGCGAUGAUGGUAGUGAAAUGAAUGAUCAUUUUAGAAAUCCACCCUGGAUCAGGUGUUGCUUAAAGUCUUACCAUAUCGACGACAGUGAUAGUUGGGGAAGUAGGAACUUUCGAAUUUUUGCUACCACUAUGAAAGUAUAG